This is a messenger RNA of Theobroma umbraticum, 2070 nucleotides long. Its product is annotated as beta-1,4-N-acetylglucosaminyltransferase family protein. Lineage: Eukaryota; Viridiplantae; Streptophyta; Magnoliopsida; Malvales; Malvaceae. The record is from RefSeq and is a predicted model, not a curated record. Gene Ontology annotation, biological process: N-acetylglucosamine metabolic process. Gene Ontology annotation, molecular function: beta-1,4-mannosylglycoprotein 4-beta-N-acetylglucosaminyltransferase activity. Gene Ontology annotation, cellular component: membrane.
AUAUUUUUUGAGGAUUAUUGCGGAAAACUUUACUGGGUUUUCUGUUUGCUAGAUUUUCUCUGCUUCAAAAAUUUGGCCAUUUUCUUUGGUGUUUUUUUUUGAGUGUUUUUGCGGUUGUGGAGGACUUUGAUCUGAGAAAGUUGGGAGGCUUUUAUAUUCAGCAUUUUUUUUUAAAAAAAAUACAGUUUUGGUUUUCAGUGAUUGGAAAGUGGUAAUCUUUUUUGGGGUGGUUUAAACAUGUCUGAUGGGUACUAUAAUUCGAAGAAGACUGAUGAUAUCUGUGAAGAAGUUUGUGGACAGCAGGCGUCCUGGGCAGCAUUGACCAUGUCUAGAUUGCGGUGCAUGUUGCGGGGAUUCGAUAUCAAGACUUAUAUUUUCCUGCUUGUGGUUAUCCCGGUAUUCAUCUUUGGCAUAUAUUUGCAUGGGCAGAAAAUCACCUAUUUCCUAAGACCAAUAUGGGAAUCUCCUCCUAAGCCUUUCCAUGAAAUCCCUCACUAUUAUCAUGAGAAUGUGACAAUGGAGACUCUCUGCAGCCUUCAUGGGUGGAAAAUUCGUGAGUCCCCUAGACGAGUCUUUGAUGCAGUGUUGUUCAGCAACGAGAUAGAUAUUCUCAAACUUCGUUGGAAUGAAUUGUAUCCAUACAUAACGCAAUUUGUGCUUCUUGAGUCCAACUCGACAUUCACUGGCUUACCAAAACCAUUGAUUUUUGCUAGCAACAGACUGGAAUUUAAAUUUAUUGAGCCUCGUUUGACAUAUGGGAUGAUUGGUGGGAGAUUCAAGAAGGGAGAAAACCCUUUUGUUGAGGAGGCAUACCAGAGAGUUGCUUUGGACCAGCUUAUCAGAAUAGCUGGUAUAGAAGAUGAUGAUUUAUUGAUUAUGUCUGAUGUGGAUGAGAUCCCUAGUGCACAUACCAUUAAUCUAUUGAGAUGGUGUGAUGGUGUACCACCUGUCAUUCAUCUUCAAUUGAGAAACUAUUUGUACUCUUUUGAGUAUCAUGUAGACAACAAGAGCUGGAGAGCCUCAGUCCACAGAUAUAAGACAGGAAAGACAAGAUAUGCUCAUUAUCGUCAAGCUGAUGUCAUUUUGUCAGAUGCAGGGUGGCAUUGUAGCUUUUGCUUUCGGCAUAUUCGUGAGUUUAUAUUCAAGAUGAAAGCUUACAGCCAUACUGAUAGAGUGAGGUUCUCUCACUACUUGAACCCCAAGAGGAUCCAGGAUGUAAUAUGCAGAGGGGCUGACCUAUUUGACAUGAUUCCUGAGGAAUACACGUUCAAGGAGAUCAUUGGGAAGAUGGGACCUAUCCCUCACUCCUAUUCAGCUGUCCAUCUGCCUGCGUAUUUGUUGAAUAAUGCGGAAGAAUACAAAUAUCUUUUGCCUGGUAACUGCAAAAGAGAAAGUGGCUGAGUCGAGAAAAUUGUGUGCUGUAAAAAUCUCCAAUUACAAGUUGUGCCUGCACCGGAAAGGGCUGCAUUGGCCAUUUGAUGGCUAUGGUGUAGCAUUGAUAAGUUACCUUUAUCCAACAAAAUCUAGGCAUUAUAGUGAAGCUGGGUAGAACUUGAUGGGAUCUAUGACUGUGAGGGGAAACAUUAUAUGUGUCCUCUUUUUGAAGUUGGUUUCUUCCGUUAUGGAGGCAUAUCCAAUUUCCCUAUCCGAGAGCUUGUUGUGAGGGAAGUAGAUGUUUUGGUUUGGAAAGCUUACAUGCCACCUCCUGUUGGUCUGACAUUUCCCCGAACUGCAUGAAUGAGUAGAAUGAGAUUUCCCAGAUUUUUCCUUGAUGGGAAUUUUGUUUUUCUUGGACUAAUUGAUUCGUAUAUCUCCUCUUACAAAGUAGUACUGACAUAUGACAAUAACUCGGUGAUUUGUAUCAUUUGACUGCUCUUUGUUCUUCCAUUGAUCAUAAUGUUGAAUGAUUCAUUUCCUACUGGAUUACAUUUUGUUACUUUUCUCAGGCAAUGUUUCAAUUUCUUCCAGCCUCUCAAUUCCCUUUAGCUCCAAACUCUUUGUUGCUGUCUAUUUCUGUAUUUUCCUUUUUUGUAAAUUUUCAACACGUUUAAGGUUGGCAUAAUGAGGAAA